This is a messenger RNA of Rosa chinensis, 1202 nucleotides long. RefSeq names its product zinc finger A20 and AN1 domain-containing stress-associated protein 3. The transcript has 2 exons. The record is from RefSeq and is a predicted model, not a curated record. Bases 353 to 862 code for a protein of 169 amino acids. Gene Ontology annotation, molecular function: DNA binding; zinc ion binding. NCBI's taxonomy places the organism in Eukaryota, Viridiplantae, Streptophyta, Magnoliopsida, Rosales, Rosaceae.
UCUGCUUUUUACGCGCAUUAAGAAAGAGGCAAAUUAGAGGGAGUUUGCAGAGAAGCAUCGUGUCUUGGGACAAACAAAAAAGAGAAGAGAAACAAAAGGAAGAAGCUCUCUGGAAUUUUCUUUCCUUUGAGCACGAGGAAUCCAGGGACCGCCUGGUUUCCUAUUUCUUCUUUCUUUCGUCUUUCCUUCUUUCGAGCCCAUUAUAUAUACACCCCCUCAGAUUCCCAACCUUUGGAUUUUUACUCCUCCUCCUCCUCUAAAUUCAUCAAACAACAUCUGGCUGGAGUUUUCGAAUUUUUCAUUCAGGUCAAAUCCUCAGGAUCUAGAUCGAAAUCGAAGUAAGGUGAUCGAUAUGGCGGAAGAGCAUAGAUGCCAGGCGCCGAAGCUGUGCGUGAACAACUGCGGAUUCUUCGGGAGCCCAACCACGCAAAACCUGUGCUCCAAAUGCUACCGUGAUCUGCAGCACAAAGAGCAACAAGCCCUCGCUCUCAAUCAAACCUUCAUCUCAGCUUCGUCCACCUCUUCUUCUUCUUCGGCUUUCUUCCCUUCGUCGCCGGUCUCGGUCUCGGUCUCGUCGCCGCAGAACGAGGGCGCGGCCGAGGACGCGACGAAGGUAGAGGAGGAGAAGAAGAAGAAGGAGGAAGCGGUGCCCGGGACGGCGGGGAGGCAGGCGAACAGGUGCACGGAGUGCAGGCGGCGCGUGGGGUUGACGGGGUUCAAGUGCAGGUGCGGGAUGACGUACUGCGGGACCCACAGGUACCCGGAGAAGCACGAGUGCGGGUUCGACUUCAGGAGCAUGGGGAGGGAGCAGAUCGCCAAGGCCAAUCCGGUCGUCAAGGGCGACAAGCUGCAGAAGAUCUGAGGGGUGUAAGGGUCUUUUCACGUUCGUUGGUUUGGGUUUGGUACGGUUUGGUUGGUUGGUUGUUGGUGGGCGGUAUUGCCGUGUCCUUUGUAAAUUUCAGUUUAAUCAUAAGUUUAAUGUUUUAAUGCUCCCUUUAAUUUCACCAUUAUAAUGUCCAUACAACCCGCCGGUCAAAAUAGAAACGGUGGGCGUGUGAGGAGGAAAUACAAUUAAUGCUUCUUGUAACUGGCAAGAAUAAAUCUAAGUGUGAUUAGGUACGUAUACGCUUUCUUUGGGUCUACAAGGAAACUACUAAGGUUGACCGUGACCCUUAUAAGGCUAUGCUAGAUCUUUUCUGUUA